This is a messenger RNA of Hyaena hyaena (striped hyena), 2419 nucleotides long. RefSeq names its product cell adhesion molecule 3 (gene CADM3). The record is from RefSeq and is a predicted model, not a curated record. Gene Ontology annotation, cellular component: presynaptic membrane. The coding region runs from base 130 to 1422 and encodes 430 amino acids. Lineage: Eukaryota; Metazoa; Chordata; Mammalia; Carnivora; Hyaenidae. Gene Ontology annotation, biological process: homophilic cell-cell adhesion. The transcript is spliced from 10 exons.
UCGGCCCCGGGCUCCGAGCGGCUCGGGGGCGCCCUGUCGGUCAGCGUCGCUGCCCACCCCCUGCCCAGCCCCCCGCCCCCGGGGACCCAGGCUCGCCAGCGCGCAGCGGGGAGCCGGCCGGGACGCGCCAUGGGGGGCCCCUCCGUCCUGCCCCUGCUGCUGCUCCUCGCCAGCUGCGGGGCGCCCGGCGGGGCCAACCUCUCCCAGGACGGCUACUGGCAGGACCAGGAUCUGGAGCUGGGGACUCUGGCCCCCCUCGGCGAGGCCAUCAGCUCCACAGUCUGGAGCAGCCCUGACAUGCUGGCCAGUCAAGAUAGCCAGCCCUGGACAUCCGAUGAGACAGUGGUGGCUGGUGGCACCGUGGUGCUCAAGUGCCAAGUGAAAGAUCACGAGGACUCGUCCCUGCAGUGGUCUAACCCGGCCCAGCAGACUCUCUACUUUGGGGAGAAGAGAGCCCUUCGUGAUAAUCGGAUCCAGCUGGUUAGAUCCACUCCCCACGAGCUCAGCAUCAGCAUCAGCAACGUGGCUCUGGCAGACGAAGGCGAGUACACCUGCUCCAUCUUCACCAUGCCUGUGAGGACCGCCAAGUCCCUCGUCACCGUGCUCGGAAUCCCACAGAAGCCCAUAAUCUCUGGCUACAAGUCGUCAUUACGGGAAAAAGAAACAACCACCCUUAACUGUCAGUCUUCUGGAAGCAAACCUGCAGCCCAGCUCACCUGGAGGAAGGGAGACCAAGAACUCCACGGGGAACCAACCCGCGUGCAGGAAGAUCCCAACGGUAAAACCUUCACCGUGAGCAGCUCAGUGACGUUCCAGGUUUCCCGGGACGAUGACGGGGCCGACAUCGUAUGCUCUGUGAACCAUGAAUCUCUAAAGGGAGCUGACAGAUCCACCUCUCAGCGCAUCGAGGUUCUAUACACACCAACGGCGAAGAUUAGGCCGGACCCUCCCCACCCCCGCGAGGGCCAAAAGCUGCUGCUUCACUGUGAGGGUCGUGGAAAUCCCGUCCCCCAGCAGUACCUGUGGGAGAAGGAGGGCAGUGUGCCCCCACUAAAGAUGACCCAGGAGAGUGCCCUGAUCUUCCCCUUCCUCAACAAGAGUGACAGCGGGACCUACGGCUGCACGGCCACCAGCAACAUGGGAAGCUACAAGGCCUACUACACACUCAACGUGAAUGACCCCAGCCCGGUGCCAUCAUCCUCCAGCACCUACCACGCCAUCAUUGGUGGGAUCGUGGCUUUCAUCGUCUUCCUGCUUCUCAUCCUGCUGAUCUUCCUGGGCCACUACCUGAUCCGGCACAAAGGAACCUACCUGACACACGAAGCCAAAGGCUCGGAUGACGCCCCGGAUGCAGACACGGCCAUCAUCAACGCAGAAGGCGGGCAGUCGGGCGGCGACGACAAGAAGGAGUAUUUCAUCUAGAGGCGCCCAGCCACCUCCUCUGCCCCCAGGGGCCCCAUGGGGACUGCCAGGGCCACCGCCAACCUGGACUUGUACAGAGCGACCCCAGGGCCGCCCCUCCCGCUUGCUCCCCGGCCCCCCCACCCCCCUGUACAGAAUGUCUGCUUUGGGUGCGGUUUUGUACUCGGUUUGGAAUGGGGAGGGAGGAGGGCGGGGGGGAGGGAGGGUUGCCCUCAGCCCUUUCCGUGGCUUCUCUGCGUUUGGGUUAUUAUUAUUUUUAUAACAAUCCCAAAUCAAAUCCGUCUCCAGGCUGGAGGGGCAGGGGCCCUGGGGUGAGGAGAGCUAUACCCCCUGGAGUGUUAGGAGGAGGGCGAAGGCUGAGGGUAAGGACUGGGCGGGGUGUGCGCCGGAGGCCUCUCCGCCCUCCACCCUACCUGGCUUUCUCGGGGAAUGGGGAGGUGGUGAGCAGAAGCCGUGGGGGGGGGGGCGCACACCUGGAGCUGGGGACAGGGAAGUGGGUGCCCCCCAUCACCCCUCCUCCACCACCGCGGGAGAGGGGCGAGGGGGGUCCCGGGGAGGCGUGGCCUGCAGUGGCGGCCCCCAGGGACCCAGGGCCCCCACUCCGGCCCCUCCAGGAGGCGUGGGUCUGCAGAGGAAGAAAGGCAGAGAUGGCGGUGGACCCCCUGCCCCAUCCCCCAAAAGCGAAUGAAGCCGGGCCCUGGGGGUGGGGGGGUGGGGAACGCAGGGCAAGGCUGCCCCCUCUCGCUCUGGCAGCCGUGGGCUGUUCCAGAGGCGCUGCUCCGGGCCCCUCGCUCGACCCGAGCCCCGAGCCCUGACUGUCGCUCGGCAACCGCUGCUCCAUGGCAUCGCUCGGCAACCACUCCGCCCCGUCUUGUGCCGCCUGCGCCCCCUUCCCGUUCCCUCAGCAGCCAGGCAGGCGUAACAACAAAAAUACUAAAAGGAGCUUCUCUGCACUGAGCUGUUUCCUGCCCAAACGAAGGGAGCAAUGUGAACUCUG